Molecule: messenger RNA, 3798 nt
Organism: Chara braunii
Lineage: Eukaryota; Viridiplantae; Streptophyta; Charophyceae; Charales; Characeae
Source: the annotation of a GenBank genome assembly
ACGCUGCGGUAGGCAUCUUGAAUGAUCUAGUGUAGGCGGUGCACAGUGUUGUAGCCUAUGAGCGACAGUGAGGACACCGGAGAGGACGACCGCAGGAUCUUGCGAUCAGCUAGAGGCCCGAUAUCUGACGUGUCCCUAGGACCGGGGGGUGAUAGGAAACUGUUCCACCGGCAGCGGGAGAGGCAGCAGCAAAGGAGAGCUAGAGCAGUCGAGGCCAGCAGGGCAUUAGCUAGCGAGGCCGGUGCUACAGCAGCCAUGGCUACCACAGCCAUGAGCACGUCUGCACAACAGACUUCCCCAGCCGGUAGUUCAGGUACCGCCGGGUCUACGGUCGCGCAGACCGUGAGUCAGUCCACUGGCUUAAUGGCAAGCCAGCCUGCGGUGUUGACCCCAGAGGAUGUCGCCAUCCAGCAGGCAGCCCUGCAAGAGGCACAGCUACAGCAGGCCUUAGGACAGAUAAAACGAGAGAAGGAAAUGAUGAUUAGAAGAAAAACCAGGUUGCAACGAAGAGCGACAGACAUAGAGGAGUUAGAGACAAUGGACCUGACGCAUAUGGAUGAUGAUGUGAAGGUAGUUAGGAGGGCCCUGCUAGGCGUAAUUGAGAUGCAGGAGCAUCAAACUACCAUCCUUCAGGACAUUCAACAAAGCCUAGCCGUGUUGGCAGGCCGUGCUCAGGCAGCACCAUCACCAGCCGGGCCUGGUGCCUGGCCCGUGCCAUAUCCUCCUUUUUCUAUCCCACCGGUGACAGGGGUAUCCCCAUAUAUAGCCCCUUCAACGGUUGCAAUAGUUUCCCUGGGCAUGCCGCUAUCAGGAGGGGUAACAGCAGGGAGUAGUUUACAGGUUCCUGUACAGACAGUGUUUACUCCAAGUCCGUCACAGGGUGCAGUCACCACGCAGCCUGCUGUCUCGCAGCCUGUGCAGCCUCAGGGCACACAGCCCCAGCAGCUAGCACAGCAACCUGUUUCACCAGGUCCACAGCCUGGAUUGAUGCAGGGACCGGGACAAACACAGUGGGUUCCAAAGACGGCCAUCGCCGCUCCUAAACCUUUUACAGGAGACAAGAGAGGCGAGGACCUCGACACAUGGUUGAGGGCAGUGCCGGUCUACGUCAGGUGCAAACUCACCUUGCCUCACGAAGAAGUGCUUGUGGCUGCCUCCUACCUCGAGGGUAGUGCAGCGAGAUGGUUGAGCGGUCUAGUUCAACUUGAGGGAUAUGGUCAUGACUUCCGCGCUUGGGCAGCCUCCCAGAAACUAGAGGACUUCCUGAAGAUGGUGGAAGAAAGGUGGCAUGAUCCUCAGGAGGCUCAAAGGGCCACUGACGCGAUCCUGACACUGCACACGCGGCAGUUUAAGUCAGUAAGGGAGGCCACCGACGCUGUAGAGCGUUUGAUCUGUGUCCCUGGGCUACGCUAUGAUCCUCAGGUCCUGUUGACUUCGUACCUGAGAUGUUUUUCACAGCCUCUCAGGAACCAGUUGGCAAAAGAGGCCAACAUCAAUAUGCACAACUUCCCUUCGUUUAGCAAGGUGGCCCUAGACCUGGAAGCAAAGAUAGGGCAUGGACAGGCACCCACUACGGAAGGGAGAAAGAAGACACUGCCUCCCAACUGGAAGGCGAAAGGUCGCAUCAUGUUUGUCGACAACGAUGGAUCAACCAUCCAGUUGGAUGACAACUUCCAGGAGGGAGUAGGUGCAGAGGCGGGUGGCGAAACUUCAGACGGUGGAGUAGUCGCCGCCGUAACCCAGCAAAAAGGUAAAGGGACCGGUAGACGCCCUAGGGGAUCCCGGUCGAAGAGUCAAACAGACCCCAAUGCUCCUCCAUGGGAGAAAGCGGGUCUAGCUGAGGACGUGUGGAGAGAUCGGUGGGCACGGCAAGCUUGUAUCAAGUGUGGCCAAUAUGGUCAUAGCAUGUACAAGUGCCGCAACGGGAAGGUCACCGAGAAGAUCCCACCCACUAUGGGGCCGGCGGAUGGGCCAAAGUUGAGGCCAGUAGAGUACAUGUCCAAGAAAAUGUCGUCUCGGAAGUUGGCGAAGUCCACUUAUGAGAAGGAACUCUAUGCGGUGUACAAGGCUCUAACCCAUUGGAGACACUACCUCCUUGGGCGGUUCUUCAUCCUCCGGACUGAUCAUCAGACCCUGAGAUGGAUGAGAACACAGCCGGUACUCUCUGACGCUCUYAAGCRUUGGAUCGAAGUCAUUGASCRAUAYGACUUUGAYCCUCGGUAUCUCAAAGGGGAGUACAACAAGGUUGCUGAUGCCUUGUCGCGCAGACCGGACUUCUCAGGUGCGCUGAUUACUGAGUUCGAUCUGACGGACGAUGUGACUCAGUCUUUGGUGGAAGCCUAUCGUCAGGACCAGUUUAUGUCUGAGAUUAUACGCAGACUUGAGGCGAAGGAUAAGAAGACCUUCGCUGAGUUUGAGUUGGUCAAUGGCUUGUUGUUCCUAGAGAAGGCAGGGAAUAAACGCUUGUGUGUUCCAAAUAGCGAGUCUUUGCGUAGUUUGUUUUUAGGCGAGUGUCAUGAUGCCACCGGCCAUUUUGGAUAUAAGAAGACCGCAGCCAACUUGCUGCAACGGUUCUGGUGGCACACGAUGAUGAAAGAUGCACAGCUGUACGUGGAAACUUGUCAAGUUUGCCAAAGAGACAAGCCCCGUACUCAGGCUCCUCUUAGGCUGCUCAAGCCCCUUCCGAUUGCGGAAAGGCCGGGUGAAAGUUUGUCUAUGGAUUUCAUGGAUAUGCUGGUCACCAGCAAGAGUGGGAUGAGACAGAUCUUUGUCAUCGUGGAUAGGCUUAGUAAGUUUGCUAGAGUAUUAGUUAUGCCAGAAACAGCGAAGACCGAGUAUGUGAUCAGGCUAUUUAAAGAGAACUGGGUUAGAGACUUUGGACUGCCGAAGUCUAUAGUCAUUGACAGGGACGUCAGGUUCACGAGUGAAUUGUGGAAGGCCGCUGCAACUGAACAAGGAACUCAACUGCAGAUGACCUCUGGAAAUCAUCCAGAAGCUAAUGGCCAGGCUGAACAAAUGAACCGCGCUGUGCAACACCUGUUGAGGCACUACAUCAAGCCCAACCAAGUAAACUGGGACGAAAAGCUUGCUCUAGUCGCCAGUCUAUAUAACAACGUUGUACACAGUGCUACCGGGGUGAGUCCUAACAGUCCACAACUGACCUUCAAGCCUAGACUGCCCUUAGACUUCCUACUUCCCGACAACCAACUAACUGCUACACCGGGCACUUUGGAGUUUGCCUAUAGAUAUGAACAGAAGAUGCAGGAGGCUGUAGAAAACAUGCAGAAGGCGCAGGCAGCAAUGAUAGAGUCUGAGAAUAGACACUGCCGCCCUUCUACAUUUCAGGUUGGGGACAAAGUCUGGGUUAAGUCUUCAGAACUGGGACAGGAGUUCGGGAUAUCCCGCAAACUCAUGCCUCAGUACUUUGGACCUUGGGAAGUUCUAGAUGUAGUAGGGACAGAUCCYGAUGGUCCAUCMUAUGKCAUCYGUAUCCCUGGUCAUCUCAGAACUCACCCUGUCUUUCACGCCUCUAAGCUCGCUGCGUUCAAGGAAACUGAUCAGUUUCCCUCCCGUCGGUCAAUGCUGCCCCCAACCAUGGACGGAGAAGUCGACAUCGAUGAUAUCGUUGACCACAGGGAGAUGCCCGUUCAGAAGCCUCCAGGAAGGGGACGUCCUCGAAAGUUGCCCGCUAUGAGAGAGAUGUAUUGAAAGGAAAGCGCCAGAUGGCGGCAGAUUGAUCUUCUCAGAGGACUAACGAAGAUAUGGAGGAGGGAAUGCGAGGCUACGCCCGCUUAGCCC